Elaeis guineensis (African oil palm) is the source of this 3128-nucleotide messenger RNA. Its product is annotated as G-type lectin S-receptor-like serine/threonine-protein kinase B120. Gene Ontology annotation, molecular function: protein serine/threonine kinase activity; ATP binding. Lineage: Eukaryota; Viridiplantae; Streptophyta; Magnoliopsida; Arecales; Arecaceae. The record is from RefSeq and is a predicted model, not a curated record. Gene Ontology annotation, biological process: protein phosphorylation; recognition of pollen. Gene Ontology annotation, cellular component: plasma membrane.
GGAUCUCUUAUCUCUAGCCACAGGGAUUCCAUCCUUUCUCCCGGAACGCAACUAAAUAGGUUGUUUAGUCUUAGACAGUGGUUUCAACCCCUCUGAGAUCAAAAAUGGGUUUUAACUUCAGCUACCCAAGCAUCAUUUUCUCUUAUUUGCUCAUCUUUUCUAGUUCUCCAUCCUUGUUUUCUUAUGCCACAGACACCUUAACACCCGACCAAUCGAUCAGCGGUGAGCAAACCCUUAAAUCGGCUGGAGACAUCUUCGAGCUCGGAUUCUUCAGCCCUGGGAAUUCAAAGUACCGAUACGUCGGCAUAUGGUAUCAAAGCGUCUCGCCACGGUCCGUCGUCUGGGUCGGUAACCGAGAAGCCCCCCUGAAGAAUUCUUCUGGGAAUUUCACCAUCGGAAGCGAUGGAAACUUGCUGGUGCUCGAUGGAGGAGGCAGCAUCAUAUGGUCUUCGAACUCGUCGGCGGCGUCGAACAAUUCCACUGCACAGCUCCUGGACUCAGGUAACCUCGUUCUCCAGUUGGGCCAUGGAACAGUGCUGUGGGAAAGCUUUAAUCACCCAACUGACACGUUCCUCCCUGGCAUGAAGCUUAGUCUUGACACCAAGACGGGCGAGAGACAGAUCUUCACUUCAUGGAAAAGCCCUGACGACCCUUCAGCUGGGAACUAUUCACUGAGCCUCGACCCCCUUGGGUCGGCGCAGGUCUUCAUGUGGGAAGGAACGGUGCCACGUUGGAGGUCCGGGCAAUGGAAUGGGCAAGUCUUCACGGGUACUACGAUGAGAUUUCUCUAUAUCUAUGGAUUCAAGUUUGUAAACGACUUGAAUCAAGGAAUCAUGUACUUCACUUUCACCCAGUUUAAUAGCUCCCUUCUGAGGUUUGUGUUGCAAUGGGAUGGGGUGGAGAACAGCACGAUACUGGUCGGAGAGACGCAAGAAUGGGAGACCGUCUGGGCGGAGCCCACCAACGAGUGCGAGAUCUACGGCAAGUGUGGGAUCUACGGGGUGUGCAACAAUGGUGAUACGCCGAUCUGUAGCUGCCUCAAAGGGUUCGAGCCGCGCUCGAGCGAGGAAUGGAGUAAAGGAAAUUGGUCAGGAGGGUGUGUUAGAAGAACUCUAUUGGAUUGUCAGUUGAACAGAAGUGGUGAUGGAUUCUUUAGGGUGGCAGGGGUGAAGGUGCCGGACCGUUCACAGUGGGCUUCAACGGUCUUAACUGAAGCAGCAUGUGAAGCAGCUUGUCUGAAUAAUUGCUCCUGUAAGGCUUAUUCAUUUGUUUCUGGUAUUGGAUGUAUGAUAUGGGCGCAUGAUCUGAUAGACAUCUACCAGUACCCUGAAGGGGAUAACGAUCUCUACGUCAAACUCCCAGGAUCUGAAUUAGGAACUGAUAGCAAGAGAUGGAAAAUAAUUGUCACAGUAUCUACCUUGGGGGGGUUCUUUUUGAUCACAUGCAUCUUCUUAGGGUGGAAGUACAAUAAAAGAAUAAAGGAUUGGUUGAAGAUGGGCAGGAAAAAACAUGACUUGUUGCAUAAUAUGCUUUCCAAAAGAGAGGCUAGACCGGACUUCUCAGGGCCAAGUGAGUAUGGAGAGGAAGUGCAGGAAGGAAAAGGGGCCGAGCUUCCCUUGCAUACUUUUGAAUGUAUAUCUAUUGCUACUGAUAAUUUUAGUGAGUCCAAUAAACUUGGAGAAGGAGGAUUUGGCCACGUUUACAAGGGAAUGCUACCUGGAGGUCAAGAAAUAGCUGUGAAAAGACUUUCAAGGAGUUCUGGGCAGGGACUGGAGGAGUUCAAGAACGAAGUCAUACUGAUUGCAAAGUUGCAGCACAGGAAUCUAGUCAGAUUAUUGGGCUAUUGCAUUCAGGGAGAAGAAAAGAUACUAAUAUAUGAGUACAUGCCUAAUGGAAGCUUGGAUGCUUUUCUCUUCCGUCCUGUUAAGCAAGCAUUACUAGAUUGGAUAACACGCUUCAAGAUCAUAGAAGGGAUUGCACGAGGACUCCUUUAUCUUCAUAGGGAUUCAAGGCUACGGAUUGUUCAUCGUGAUCUCAAAGCUAGCAACAUUUUGUUGGAUGAGGAUAUGAACCCCAAAAUAUCUGACUUUGGAAUGGCAAGAAUAUUCGGAGGUGAUCAAAAUCAAGCAAAUACAAAUCGAGUUGUUGGAACACUUGGCUACAUGUCUCCUGAGUAUGCAAUGGAAGGCCUUUUCUCUGUGAAAUCUGAUGUCUAUAGCUUUGGAAUUUUGGUCUUAGAAAUCGUGACAGGCCGAAGGAACAAUUCAUUUCACCAUACAGAGAACUCCCAAAAUAUUGUAGGAUAUGCAUGGCAAUUGUGGAAUGAAGAUAAAGCAGUCGAAUUGAUCGAUCCAUCCAUACGGUCAUCAUGUUCUAUUCGACAGGUGAUUAGAUGCAUACACAUCGGACUCCUGUGUGUACAGGAUCGUGCUAAUGACCGGCCAGACAUACCAACCAUUAUAUUAAUGAUGGCCAGUCAAGCCAUUACCCUCCCAAUGCCUAAACAGCCCACUUACACAUUUGAGGGAAGCCCACAUGAAAGUGAUUCAAUGGCGAACAAAUACGAGUCUUUUAGUACAUCUGAUGUCACAAUCACGAUGCUUCACGGAAGAUAGAAUCCGUGCACAAUUAUCCAUCCAGCCUUGGAAACGAUCACAUUUCAUUCUACGGAGAACUGCCUCGAGAGCUCGUCCGGAGAUAGGAACUACUUGGGAGAAAAUGAACGAGAUCCUAGGCCUUUUUGGAGAAAAUAUUAGGUUGAGGCGGCUCCUCGACAUGGAAUCCGACGCUGCCCUCCGCCGCUGGAGGCGGCUAAGUUGAUGAAUAGUAGCAAAACUCGUCUCUUAAGUCGAGCAGGCAGGUGAUCCAGCGGGUCGAACAGCAGAUUGUCGGUGGUUUUCUUUUCUUUUCUUUUUUUAAUUCUCCGGUGCUGCAAUGGAAAUAAAUUGUUUGUUACCACACAAAGUCAUACAUUCUGUGCAAACUUGUUCAUACUUCCAAAUCCCAACUUUUGUUUUGUGUUCGACCUAUUUGUUAGAAUGUCAUUGAAAUGUAUCAUUAGGGAAUCAAAUUUCAUACUUUUUAAGGAUUUGUUUGGAUUUUUCUAUAUGAUUAGACUAAAAAAUUCU